CCACUCCAACACACCACAUAUGUUUGCUGCGUCGCGAUUUCUCUUAGCGGAGAACUGCUCGCGAGUGGAGACUUUGAUGGGCAUCUUCAGCUGUUGUCCAUCGAGAACACAAUUUCUACAGCAUUCGCGAUGGAUUCCUCAUACUUUGUGCAUCGCAGUAAGGUGAGGUUGAGCCAGAACCUCCAUACGGAGGCUCUUUCGGACGCAAACAAGGUCAUUGAGCUCAACCCUUCGUCUCAUCUUGGAUACGAAUUGAAGUAUAAAGCGCUUCGUAUCGCACAUCGUCAUGAUGAUGCAUCGGAGGCUUUCACAGUCAUGUUCUAUAAGAUGAAUAACGCACACGAUCCAUGGAUACAACAGCUAGGUCAGCAACACCGCCGUCAAUAUGAAGUAGAAAGUGCUAUUCGGAAAGUCAUCGAAGCCCAACUGAAAAAGGCUCCACUUCGUCUAAUCAACACCUCUACUGGACGUUUGUGCGAUCAGGGUGUGCGGAUCGACGCAUUCAUAGAGAGUACAGAGUACGAAGAGUUGACUUCAUUGGGCAUGCAUGGGUCCCUCCAAACGGAGCUCAUCAAAGAAACGGUCGCGAAGUACUUCAGUUGGGUUAUGUUGUCCCAUAGGUGGGGAGCCAAGGAGCCACUACUACAUGAUAUUCAAGGCAGGGAUAUAUACGACUUGGAUCCGGUCGGAACCAUGGUGAAGUUGCAGAAGUUCUGCAAAGUCGCUCACGUUGCAGGACAUCGUUGGGCGUGGAGCGACACAUGCUGCAUCGACCAGUAAAACAAUGCUGAGCUCCAAGAAUCAGUCAUUUCCAUGUUUAUCUGGUAUCGGGACUCAGCGCUCACCAUCGUCUACCUAUCGGAUGUCCCGUCUCUGUCACUCGCAAACAGCACUUGGAACACGCGAGGAUGGACCGUUCAGGAGUUCCUCGCUCCUAGAAUCAUUCUUUUCUACCAAGCAGAUUGGACCCCAUAUCUCGACGACCGCUCAUGCAACCACAAGCAGUCUGACUAUAUCAUUGAUGAGUUGAAGUGUUCAACUGGUAUAAAUGCGCGGGCGCUCGUCGACUUCCAUCCAGGUACAAGAGAUAGCCGAGAGAAACUCCGAUGGGCGUCAAACCGUAAAACCACGAGGAGGAAGACAUCGCCUACUCUUU
This is a messenger RNA of Suillus subaureus, 1156 nucleotides long. RefSeq lists its product as uncharacterized. The transcript has 3 exons. Gene Ontology annotation, molecular function: protein binding. Lineage: Eukaryota; Fungi; Basidiomycota; Agaricomycetes; Boletales; Suillaceae. Bases 130 to 780 code for a protein of 216 amino acids. The record is from RefSeq and is a predicted model, not a curated record.